Neopsephotus bourkii (Bourke's parrot) is the source of this 898-nucleotide messenger RNA. RefSeq names its product calcyclin binding protein (gene CACYBP). Gene Ontology annotation, cellular component: nucleus. Gene Ontology annotation, biological process: heart development. Bases 81 to 746 code for a protein of 221 amino acids. Gene Ontology annotation, molecular function: ubiquitin protein ligase binding; tubulin binding; S100 protein binding. The record is from RefSeq and is a predicted model, not a curated record. NCBI's taxonomy places the organism in Eukaryota, Metazoa, Chordata, Aves, Psittaciformes, Psittacidae. The transcript is spliced from 6 exons.
GGGAGGGGCGUGAGGCCGGAAGGUUCCAGAGGGGCCGUGGGAGCUGCCGCUGGUGCCGCGGGGGGGCCGCCGCACGCGACAUGGCUGCAGCGCGCGAGGAGUUACUGAAGGAUUUGGAAGAAGUAAAAGAAUUGCUUACAAAGGCCACGAGGAAGCGAGUUCGUGAUGUCCUGGUGACAGAGAAGCACAAGCUAGAGCUAGAAAUCAAGAAUCAGCCGCCACCGAAGCCAAAAGAUGCAGUGGAGGAAGACAAGGUGUCACUGGGAGGGUACACGGUGAAAAUAAACAAUUAUGGUUGGGAUCAGUCAGAUAAGUUUAUUAAGAUUUACAUCUCUUUAAAUGGAGUCCAGAAGCUUCCAGCUGAGAAUGUGCAGGUGAAUUUCACAGAGAGGUCGUUUGAUCUGCUAGUGAAGAAUCUGAAUGGGAAGAACUACACCAUGACCUUCAACAACCUCCUGAAACCCAUCUCUGUGGAAGGCAGCUCUAGAAAGAUAAAGACAGACAUGGUCCUUGUGAUGUGUAGGAAGAAGCGGGACGAAAAAUGGGAAUGUCUCACUCAAGUGGAAAAAGAAAGCAAAGAGAAAGAGAAGGCUGCCUAUGACACCUCAGACCCUAGUGAAGGGCUUAUGAACCUUUUAAAAAAGAUGUAUGCAGAAGGGGAUGAUGAGAUGAAGCGCACCAUCAACAAGGCCUGGGUUGAAAGCAGAGAAAAACAAUCCAAAGGGGACAUGCCAAUGGAUAUUUGAGAGUACUCUAAGGGCCGCCUUAAUCACUGAUCUUCCAUGUGAGACACGCUGUGCUGCAAAGAUCAUUGUUUAUACAACCUUCUUCCAAGCAAAGACAGUCAUUUUCCAUUUCAGGUUGGAGAAAAUACUUAAAUAAAAUAGCUUAUAAAGCA